AUGGUUGCUCUCAAGAGCACCGCUCUCAACAUGAUGGCCAUCGGUGCCAUGGCUGCUGUCGCCAAUGCCGAUCAGUCGCUUGAGAAGCGCUACACUUCAUCCUCUUCUGGAUCUCUCGUCAAGGGCGGCUGCUACUACAGCGUCCCCAAUGUUGGUCUUUUCACCACUAGAAUGACCUACUCUUGGGACAACGCCUUCACUCUGGCUGCCACCGGUGUCGGUGUGGUCCAGGACCUUGUUUCCUCCCUCUACACUGUCGGUGCCGGCAACUCUCCCCUUCCCCGCCGCUUCGACCUGGUCAACAUUGGUGUCUCGCUCCUUGACCCCUCCAUCACUCUGACCGUCCCCGGUGGUCAGACCAAGGGUCCUAUCUCUUCUGCUCAGAUUACCACUGCUUACGAUGACAUCCUUUACGGUUCCGUCCGUACCGUCGCCAAGAUCUCCAGCGUUCCUGGUACUACCCACGGUUUCUCUUUCUACGCCAACGACACUCAGGAGAUUGAUUUCGCCUUCUUGACCACCAGUUCUGGUGUUGCUCACUUGACCAACGAGCAGGUCUCUGCCGAUAGCCCUGCCACAUCCUACCAAGUCUCGGCUCCUAGCGAUGCCACUUCAGCCUACCACGAGUACCGUGUUGACUGGCUUCCUGGAAAGGCCAUGUUCUACAUCGACUCUAAGCUGGUGCAAACCAUCACUGGCAACGUGCCCACAAGCCCUGGCUUCUGGUUGUGGAACAACUGGUCCAACGGCAACGCCUGGGCUCAAGGUCCUCCCGCCAAGGAUAAUGUCCUCAAGAUCCGCAGCAUCGACGGCUACUUCAACCGCACCAGCGUC
Molecule: messenger RNA, 834 nt
Organism: Aureobasidium pullulans EXF-150
Lineage: Eukaryota; Fungi; Ascomycota; Dothideomycetes; Dothideales; Saccotheciaceae
Product: concanavalin A-like lectin/glucanase
Exons: 3
Biological process (GO): carbohydrate metabolic process
Molecular function (GO): hydrolase activity, hydrolyzing O-glycosyl compounds
Source: RefSeq, a predicted model, not a curated record